AUGAUCGGAAAAGCGUUCGAUGUUGAAUCACUACUAAGAAAAUCUCCUAUUUCGUUUCCAUUACUCCAACAACAGCAACACAAAUCAGAAAAACUUCUUAUCAAACAAAAUAAAGAAUCAUUUUAUCAUGAUCAUUGUCAGGAGAGUAGAAACACAAGUACUAAUAAAAAUGAUAAAACAAUUUUUAUGAAUAUGCGAGAUGUAUCGGCAAAUGGCACCGUACUUAAAAAAUCAAAACGACGAUCACGUGCUGCAUUUUCGCAUGCUCAGGUUAUUGAAUUAGAACGCCGAUUUGGACAACAAAAAUAUUUAUCAAGUAGUGAACGAGCCGAACUUUCAUCAAUGCUAAAUUUAUCCGAAACUCAGGUAAAAAUUUGGUUUCAAAACCGUCGAUAUAAAGCAAAACGAAAGCAAGCAUUACAACAAGCUGCUCAUAGUCGACAUGUUCCUGUUACCGUUCUGGUUUAUGAAAAUCAUACAUUUCAACAUGCUCAUCCACGAAAACCAACAUUAAUUCCAUCGCUGCCAUUAUUGAUGCAAUAG
Messenger RNA from Didymodactylos carnosus, 543 nucleotides. The record is from the annotation of a GenBank genome assembly. NCBI's taxonomy places the organism in Eukaryota, Metazoa, Rotifera, Eurotatoria, Philodinida, Philodinidae.